Malaclemys terrapin pileata is the source of this 5254-nucleotide messenger RNA. RefSeq names its product meiosis regulator for oocyte development (gene MIOS). Gene Ontology annotation, molecular function: protein binding. Gene Ontology annotation, cellular component: cytoplasm. Gene Ontology annotation, biological process: positive regulation of TORC1 signaling; cellular response to amino acid starvation. Lineage: Eukaryota; Metazoa; Chordata; Testudines; Emydidae. The transcript has 11 exons. Bases 415 to 3048 code for a protein of 877 amino acids. The record is from RefSeq and is a predicted model, not a curated record.
GAAGGCGCCAGUGGCAGUGUCGUAUUCGGUUCGGGAGAGCGUCUGAGGCGGGUGCGCGGUGAGUGAGCGGAGUUUCACGCCGCGCGCCACAGGGUGGGUUUCCAGAAAUGCCCACUUGGCUCCGGGGAAGGCGAUUUCUUCAAAAUGAUACCUAGAACGAGUGUUUCUGAGGCGGGAAAGCUACAAAAAAAAUUCUCCCACUAAUGUGUGAAGGUUCUUUGUAGCAGAGUAAUAAUAGGUGGGAAUUAAUGUUUGAAUUAAAGUCCAGUCCUGUGGAAAAAACCGUACUGAAGCGCUUUGUCUUGCAAAACGGAAAGAAGCGAGCUGCUUAAGAGUUUUUUUCCAUGUGGAUGGACAUCACCUGCGUCUUCCUACAGAAUUUUAAAUCACUUGCAUUGAUCUGUAAUUGCAAACAUGAGUGGCUCCAAACCUGAUAUUCUUUGGGCUCCACACCAUGUUGAUAGAUUUGUUGUAUGUGACUCAGAAUUGAGCCUCUAUCACAUUGAGUCUGCUGUGAGUUCAGAACUCAAAGCAGGGUCCUUGCGAUUAUCAGAAGAAACUACAGCUACAUUAUUGUCAAUAAAUUCAGACACGCCAUACAUGAAAUGUGUGGCUUGGUAUCCUAAAUAUGAUCCUGAAUGUCUUCUAGCCGUUGGACAAGCAAACGGUCGAGUUGUCCUUACCAGUCUGGGCCAGGAUCACAACUCAAAGUCCAAAGAGCUGAUAGGAAAAGAAUUUGUUCCAAAACAUGCACGGCAAUGUAAUACCUUAGCGUGGAAUCCAUUGGACAGCAAUUGGCUUGCUGCUGGCCUAGAUAAACAUCGGGCUGACUUUUCAGUAUUGAUCUGGGAUAUAAGUAGCAAAUACACUCCAGAGAGUGCAGUUGCCACAGAGAAAGUGAGACUUUCAGCUGGAGAUACUGAAGCUGGGCUGGUAGUGACAAAGCCGCUUUAUGAAUUGGGACAGAAUGAUGCUUGUCUUUCUCUUUGCUGGCUUCCACGGGACCAGAAACUUCUUUUAGCUGGAAUGCACCGAAACUUGGCUAUCUUUGACCUUAGAAAUACAAGCCAAAAAAUGUUUGUAAAUACCAAGGCAGUUCAGGGAGUGACUGUAGACCCAUACUUCCAUGAUCGUGUGGCUUCCUUCUAUGAAGGUCAGGUUGCCAUAUGGGAUCUCAGAAAAUUUGAAAAGCCUGUUUUGACCCUGACAGAGCAACCAAAGCCCCUAACAAAAGUAGCUUGGUGUCCAACAAGAACUGGACUGCUAGCUACUUUAACUAGGGAUAGUAAUAUUAUUAGAUUGUAUGAUAUGCAGCAUACUCCCACACCUAUUGGAGAUGAAACUGAACCUACAAUAAUUGAACGAAGUGUGCAACCAUGUGAAAAUUAUAUUGCUUCCUUUGCAUGGCAUCCCACAAGUCAAAAUCGAAUGGUAGUUGUGACUCCCAACAGAACUAUGUCUGACUUCACAGUUUUUGAAAGGAUUUCUCUGGCAUGGAGUCCAGUUACAUCUCUUAUGUGGGCUUGUGGCCGACACUUGUACGAAUGCACAGAGGAAGGAAAGGCUAGUUCCUUAGAAAAAGACAUAGCCACUAAAAUGCGUCUCAGGGCUUUAUCCAGGUAUGGCCUUGAUACUGAACAGGUCUGGAGAAACCAUCUUCUAGCUGGAAAUGAAGAUUCUCAGCUGAAGUCACUUUGGUACACUCUGCACUUUAUGAAACAGUAUACUGAAGAUAUGGAUCAGAAGCUUACAGGAAACAAAGGGUCCUUAGUUUAUGCAGGCAUUAAAUCAAUUGUGAAGUCAUCUUUGGGAACAACAGAGAAUUUGAGGCAUAGCAGGAGUGGGUCCGAUAGGCAGGCAGAUAUUAUUCAGUAUCUAAGUGAGGAGCGGUCAUUGGCCUUGCAGCUCUGUGGGUGGAUAAAGAAGGGAACAGAUCUAGACGUGGAACCCUUUCUAAAUUCUUUGGAACAAGAAGGAGACUGGGAGAGAGCUGCUGCUGUGGCACUUUUCAACUUGGACAUACGGCGAGCAAUACAGAUCCUAAAUAAAGGAGCUUCUUCUGAAAAAGGUGAUCUGAACCUCAAUGUAGUAGCAAUGGCUUUAUCAGGAUAUACAGAUGAGAAGAACUCCCUUUGGAGAGAAAUGUGCAGCACUCUAAGAUUACAACUAAACAACCCCUACUUGUGUGCCAUGUUUGCUUUUCUGACAAGUGAAUCUGGUUCGUAUGAUGGAGUUUUGUAUGAGAAUAAGGUAGCAGUACGAGACAGAGUGGCAUUUGCUUGUAAAUUCCUCAAUGAUGCACAGCUGAAUAGGUUCAUUGAAAAGCUGACAAAUGAAUUGAAAGAUGCUGGGAACUUGGAAGGAAUUCUGCUGACAGGACUGACAAAAGAUGGAGUGGACUUAAUGGAAAGUUACGUUGAUAGAACCGGAGAUGUCCAGACAGCAAGCUAUUGUAUGCUCCAGGGUUCUCCGUCCGACAUACUUAAGGAUGAGAGGGUUCAAUAUUGGAUUGAGAAUUACAGGAAUUUGUUGGAUGCUUGGAGGUUCUGGCAUAAACGAGCAGAAUUUGACAUCCAUAGGAGUAAGCUGGAUCCCAGUUCAAAACCUUUAGCACAGGUAUUUGUGAGUUGCAAUUUCUGUGGGAAAUCAAUCUCUUAUAGCUGUUCAGCCAUACCUCAUCAGGGCCGAGGUUUUAGUCAAUAUGGAGUAAGUGGCUCACCAACCAAGUCAAAGGUUACAAGUUGUCCUGGUUGUCGGAAACCCCUUCCUCGCUGUGCGCUUUGUCUAAUAAAUAUGGGGACUCCAGUUUCCAGCUGCCCUGGAGUAUCAAAGUCCGAUGAAAAGGUGGAUCUUAGCAAGGACAAGAAAUUAGCCCAGUUCAACAACUGGUUUACAUGGUGCCACAACUGCAGGCAUGGUGGUCAUGCUGGACACAUGCUCAGCUGGUUCAGGGAUCAUACUGAGUGUCCAGUUUCUGCGUGUUCAUGUAAAUGUAUGCAGCUGGAUACUACAGGGAAUCUCAUCCCAGCAGAGACUGUUCAGCCAUAAAACAGAGUUUCAAAAUGUGGGGCUAAUAGCUGUCCUUCACAGCCUAAAUACAUACCUCAAAACAAGCAACUCAUGAAUCACCCAUAGUGGAAAAAUAAAUCAUUCUGUUGGAUCAGCAGUUUUGGUGUGUGAAGUUUAUGUGCUUCACAGAGCCAGGUGUUGCUGGAAUGAACCUUUUUCAGUGUGCCAUGUGGACUAUAGUCAGUGUGUUGAAGCAGAUCCUUUUAGAAAUACUUCCACAGGCUUUGUUGAAAUUCAAAGCACCCUUCAAGAAGAAUUUUUUUUCAGAGUAACACUGAACAAUCCAUGAAUCCGCCAUCUGAAAUGAGCCAGUGUUAUAUACUGUUGUUAGUACGAGUUCUGGGCUUUCAAAAUAGAUAAUUGAAGACUGUUAUUGAGAAAAUCCCUGAGUUAUGCUGUAGCUUUCUGUUUUCAUUCAUCAUUGCUCAUUAUGUACAAAGGAUACUUUUACUUUAAAUGUUCUAAUAGCUGGACUCUUGAAAGAAUUUCAAUUUCCCUUACGGAUUUUUCUUGAAAGAAAAGUUGCGUUCAUGUAAUUUUUUUUUUCUGUAUUCACAUUUUGUUAAUACUAAGACUAUUUCAAGGUAAGUUUACUUGCAUAUCUUGCUGUUUUGAAUGUAAAAUCUUUAAGUUUUUUCUUAACAAGAAACAGUUUGAAGAAUUAUUUCAUAAAAAGUGGACUAUCAACUUCAAAACAGAAUACAAAUAAAUCCUGAUUUUUAUGAAGGACUCUGUGUGCAUCUAAAAUAUUAUCAAAACUGACAUUUUGUAAAAGUUAAUCAAAUUCAGUUGUCAAUUCAAAUUAUGAUUACUGGACCCAUAUAAAUUUCAGAUAACAUGAAGAUUUGAAUAUUCAGUGUUUAGAAAAUCCAGGUUUACCUGCUCUUGUGAAAUGCACUAAUUCAAAUUAUGCUACAGAUUACCAGUAGACGUUGGCCCUUCUCAUACAAUUGCACAAUUUUUAAAGUUUCUGGUCAAGAGCAGUUUCAUAACCUGUUGCUAGUCAGGAACAAAAUUCAUUAGUGGCGCACUGAGUGUCAUUUGGCCACACUAUACUUGGCUCUAGUGAGUGUUUAUUUGUCCUUGAUUUUUAUAAGCACCAAAUUUCUCACAGAAUUAGAAGAAACUGCUUUAAGGUGUGUGUAGGUGUAUGUGUGGUUUUUUAACUGGUGAAUAAAAAUUGAUAUUUAACACUCGUAUUGUCACUCAAUCCCCCCCCAAUGUUAAAAGAUGGAACACUAGCAAUAAAAUGGUAUCUUAUUGCCAGUAUUGUGAAAAAUUGGUCUUUAAAAAACAACAUACUGUAAGAUGCAACUGGUUACCAGUAUUCCAUUGUAUUGGCAAUAAAGUAGAAGCCAAAUGUAAAUUAUGUAUAUGAUGCCUCACCAUGGACUUUUUUUUCUGAUUAAACCUAUUGUUUUAAUAUAUUAAUUACUUUUCCCUACCCUAAAAUUGUUACCUAAUUGGUAGUCUUAUUUUUAAACUAAUUUGUAAAAGGUACUUGAUAUUUGAUUAUUUGUACAAAGGCUUGCUUGGAAGAGGGAAAGAUUUUUGUCUUAUUAGCAGCAAAUAUUUAUUUCUACCUACUCAAUUAUAUUUUGCACGCUUUGUUUGUAUGUUGUCAGGCAUUUCUGCCAAUCUGAAAUGUACUCCAUUAAUAAAUGUAAACUUGAACUUAAUGCAUAAGGUAUUGUUCUGAUGAUAUAGUGCAGGCAAUGUAAUAUUUAGGCUUCAGUUUCACAGGAAUCUGGAUUUUAGACUGUCAAUUUUUUAUUUUGAAUCCAUCAUAGUAGUAACAAUUCAUUGGUGGUUUGUUUGUUUUUGUUCCCCCCCCCCCCCUCUGGAAUAUUCAGUAUAAACAACAGCAUGAUUACUUAUUGUCAUCUUUCCCUCAUGUAAAAGUUCUCAUUUUGAAUUGUCAAAUCCUAUCAUCAUGAAACUAGAAGCUUAUUUUAUGGUUCUCUUCAUCUCUUUAAAUCAUAUGAGUUAAGAAUGUUUGUAUAUUCUGAUACAGCAUAAGCACAUGUAGUUAGUGCUCAAGCUUUCAGCCAAAUGCAUUAUAUUUUAACACCCUCAUUUCAGUACAGGACGAGAAGUGCAAUGUCUUCAUUUUAAUCUUGUUAAUCAUUAUCACUAUUUCUCCUGUGCUGGUUUUAAAAUAAAGUUGUGGUUUCUGUCUGUCUGA